CGCCAGGAGGGGGGAGCGGGGGCUGGGCAGCUGCCUGGAUGAGGGUCCCGGCCGGGGCGGGCGGGUCAGAGGAGAUCCCCGAGGGGGCGGGGGGCCCCGGCCAUGGGCUCCCAGGUGCUGCAGAUCCUGCGCCAGGGCGUGUGGGCCUCCCUGACGGGCGGCUGGUUCUUCGACCCGCACCAGAGCACCUUCUCCAACUGCUUCCACCUCUACGCCUGGCUCUUCUUGCUCGUCCUCCCCUUCCUGCUCUACAUGGUGCUGCCCCCCAGCAGGCUGGUGGCCGGUAUGUACUGUGCCGUGGUCGGCGUCUUCUUCACCAUCAUCAAGACUGUCAACUACCGGCUGCACACCAUGUUCGACCAGGGCGAGAUCGUGGAGAAAGGAGGCGCUGUGCUGCCCGACGGGGCCAAGGCCGAGGAGGGGGAUGCGGGCGAUGAUGGCAACAUGCCCAGGGACCCGGGUGGGAGCGUUGAGAUGACGGUGUUCAGGAAGGCCAGCUCCACGCCGCCCGUGCGCUGUAGCUCCCAGCACUCCGUCUUUGGCUUCAACCAAGUCAUGGAGCUGCUGCCCCACCUGGAAGAUGCUGGAGCCCGACGAGACAUCAAGGAGCUGGUGAGGGCCCAGGGGAGCAACAACGUCAUCGUCACCUCGGCCGACCGCGCACUGCUAAAGCGCCGCCAGCAAGAUGACCCCAUUGGUGACUCCCCCCCCGAUGGCCUGCCCGGGGGUCCCUCCGGCAACGCACCCCCUACCCCUGCACCUCCGGACCCUCUUCUCCAGCCCCUCCCUCCAGCCCCUUCCUCAGCGCCCAGCACAGACUCCUCGGAGCCCUCCCCAGGGAGCCGCUGGACAGGCGAGAGCCCCGUCGAGGCUCCCCCCAGCCCCCUGCUGCCUGGUGGCCUGAGCCAAAGUUUCCUGAGCCUGGCACUGCCCGGAGGACCCCGCUACCGGCCCCUGGAGGGGCCGGGCCCCGAGCACCCUCCUCCCCCACAGGCCGGCUCCUCUGACAGCUGCUUCAGUGGCACUGACAAGGAGACGCCCAGCACCCGCAGCAGCUACCGCAGCGAGCAGACCCACUCCACCCAGCUGGACAGCCCCCCUGGGCGGGUCCCAGCACCCCCCGCUGGCAGCGACACGGAGCCCCCCUCAGACGGAGACCUGCCCCGCUCUCCUCCACCGCCGGCUGAGCCCGUGGUGAGGCCCAAGGAGCUGGCCUUGCGGCGGGGGAAACCAAGUGGACGUCGGCGCCGGAGACCUGGAGGCCGGAGCCUGGAGCCUGGAGGGGCGUUCACGGAGGACGAGGACUCCAGUGAGGGCAGUGAGGACUCCAGCCUGCGCUCCCAGCGCCCCUACAGCUCUGACAGCUCCUCUUCCACCUCCUGCUACUCUCCAGAGACCGAGGCCCCUGCGGCCACCCGCUAUGGGCCCCGGGCCGCGAAGACCCACGCCCGCGUGCUCAGCUUGGAUGGUGCUGGCCCAGGGCCCCCCGCCACAGCCACAGCCCCCUCGCUGCCACCGCCUCCACUGCCCCCGCCUGGCCUGGCCAAGGCUGACCUAGAGGCCCCCCCUGAACCCGGGGGACCUGGGGCCAACCAGCCAGGCUGGCGCGGAGAGCUGAUGGAUGAGGGUGCCGUGGGCGGAGCAGGGCCAGGUGGGGAUGAGAGCCGGCGGGAGAGAGCCAGCAGCGUGCGGCGCUCCCAGGCCAUGCGGCGGCGGCACAAUGCAGGCAGCAACCCCACACCCCCCUCCUCCGUCAUGGGGUCGCCACCCAGCCUGCAGGACCUGCACCGGGGCCGGGCAGCCUCUCAUGGGCGGGCACUGACGCUGCCCUCGGCCCUGCAGUUCGCCAGCUCGCUGCUGCUGCCACGCGGUGCCAUCCAUGAGGCCUGCACCUUUGAUGACACUUCUGAGGGUGCCGUACACUACUUCUAUGACGAGAGCGGUGUGCGGCGCUCCUACACCUUUGGCCUGGCAGGUGGCGGGUAUGAGAACCCCAUGGGGCAGCAGGUUGGUGCCGAGCACACAGGGAACAGUGCUUGGGACCGGCACUCGCACUCAUCCAGCUUCAACUCAACAGAGGUGGCCGAGGGUGGGGGACCCGGCCUGGCCCUGCUCCAGCCCCGGCCUGUGGUGCUUCAGGGGAUGCAGGUGCGGCGCGUCCCUCUGGAGAUCCCCGAGUUCGACCUGCUGGACCAGGAGUCUCUGCACGAGUCACAGGAGCACGCGCUGAUGAUGGAGGAGCGCGGCCGCCCCCGGCACUGCUACAAGUACUGGCUACUGCCUGGGCGCUGGGUGCGGGUGCGCUACGACCGCCUUGCCCUGCUGGCCCUGCUCGACCGGCACCGGGGGGUGAUGGAGAAUGUCUUUGUGGUCGCUCUGGUGGUCCUGGUGGCCUUUCUGGGCUACCUGCUGCUGCUUCAGGGCUUCUUCAGGGACAUCUGGGUCUUCCAGUUCUGCGUGGUCAUCGCUAGCUGUCAGUACUCACUGCUCAAGAGUGUCCAGCCUGACGCCGCGUCUCCCAUGCACGGUCACAACUGGAUCAUUGCCUAUAGCCGUCCUGUCUACUUCUGCGUGGCCUGUAUUGUCAUCUGGGGGCUGGACUUGUGCGCCCGUGCCCCACCCCUGCCCCCUGCUACCCUCUACGGCCUGGCCCUCUUCUCCCCUGGCUUCUUCCAGGCUGCCCGUGAUGCCACCACUGUUUUCACCCUCUGUUUUCCCAUCGUCUUCCUUCUUGGACUCCUGCCCCAGGUCAACACUUGUCUCAUGUACGUCCUGGAGCAGCUGGACAUGCACCUCUUCGGGGGCACGGCUGCCACCAGCCCCCUCUCAGCCCUGUAUAGCCUCCUGCGCAGUCUCCUUGUCGCCACCUUCCUCUACGGAUUCUGCCUCGGCGCCAUCAAGGCGCCGUGGAGUGACCAGCAUGUGCCCAUCCUGUUCUCUGUGUUCUGUGGUCUCUUGGUCGCCCUCUGCUACCACCUCAGCCGCCAGAGCAGUGACCCCACCGUGCUCUGGUCCCUGGUCCGUGCCAAGCUGUUCCCAGAGUUCGAGAACCGCAGCCCCGAGAGCCCCCCCGGCGUGCAGGACCCCCUGCCCGAGAAGCUGCGCAGCUCCGUGCGGGAGAUCCUCUACUCGGACCUGGUGAUGUGCGUGGUCAUCGCCGUGCUCACCUUCGCCAUCAGUGCUAGCACUGUCUUCAUCGCCCUCAAGUCGGUGCUGGGCUACGUGCUGUAUGCCCUAGCUGGGCUGGUCGGCUUCCUCGCCCACUACCUGCUGCCCCAGCUCCGCAAGCAGCUGCCCUGGGUCUGCCUCGCUGUGCCGGUGCUGAAGCCCCAUGAGUACAGCCAGUUCGAAGUGCGCGGUGCGGCCCAGCUGAUGUGGUUUGAGAAGCUGUACGUCUGGCUGCAGUGUGCGGAGAAGUAUGCGCUGUACCCGGCUGUGGUCCUUUACGCUCUCACCCUGGACGCCCAGGCUGCCAGCGCCCCCCAGCCCGGCACCCCCUGCCUCUACUGCCGUGCCCUGCUGCUGACCGUGGCAGGGAUGAAGCUCCUGCGCGGAGCAUUCUGCUGCCCCCCCCAGCAGUGCGUGACCCUCGGCCUCACCGUCCUCUUCUUCCGCUUCGACUGUCCCCGCUGCACUGAGGGCUUCGUGCUCGACUACUUUCUCAUGUCCAUCGUCUGCAGCAAGCUGUGGGACUUGCUGUACAAGCUGCGCUUCGUGCUCACCUACAUCGCGCCCUGGCAGAUCACCUGGGGCUCUGCCUUCCACGCCUUCGCCCAGCCCUUUGCCGUGCCCCACUCGGCCAUGCUGUUUGUGCAAGCUGCGCUGGCUGCCAUCUUCUCGGCCCCGCUGACACCCCUGCUGGGCAGCGCCGUCUUCCUCAUGUCCUACGCGCGGCCCCUCAAGUUCUGGGAACGCGACUACAACACAAAGAGGGUCGACCACUCCAAUACCCGCUUGGCCACCCAGCUGGACCGUAACCCCGGGGCGGAUGACAACAAUCUGAACUCCAUCUUCUACGAGCACCUGACGCGGUCGCUGCAGCAGACGCUGUGCGGGGACCUGCUGCUGGGGCGGUGGGGCAACUACGCGGCCGGUGACUGCUUCAUCCUAGCCUCUGACUACCUCAAUGCCCUGGUGCACCUCAUCGAGAUUGGCAACGGGCUUGUCACCUUCCAGCUGCGUGGCCUUGAGUUCCGCGGCACAUACUGCCAGCAGCGGGAGGUGGAGGCCAUCACGGAGGGGGUGGAGGAGGACGAGGGCUGCUGCUGCUGCGAGCCAGGACACCUGCCCCACGUGCUGUCCUUUAAUGCGGCCUUCGGGCAGCGCUGGCUGGCCUGGGAGGUGGCCGCCACCAAGUACGUGCUGGAGGGCUACAGCAUCAGCGACAACAACGCUGCCUCCAUGCUGCAGGUCUACGACCUCCGCAAGGUCCUCAUCACCUACUACGUCAAGAGCAUCAUCUACUAUGUGACGCGGUCGCCCAAGCUGGAGGACUGGCUGCGGCACGAGGGCAUCCGUGAGGGGCUGCGCGGCGCUGUGGCGCCCGGCUACGUCGAUACCGACCCCACCUUCAAUCCCAACAUCGACGAGGACUACGAUGCCCGCGCGGCCGGCCUCACGCUGCCCGCCUUCCGCCACGCGCACCUGGCCUGGAUCCAGCACUGUGCCGCCCAGUGCCCCACGCCCGUGGACAAGGAGUGGGACUCUCCGUUGGUCACUCUGUGCUUCGGGCUGUGUGUGCUGGGCCGCCGGGCUCUGGGCACUGCCUCUCACAGCAUGUCGGCCAGCCUGGAGCCCUUCCUAUACGGCCUCCAUGCCCUGUUCAAGGGGGACUUUCGAAUCACCUCCCCCCGUGACGAGUGGGUUUUCGCCGACAUGGACUUGCUGCACCGCGUCGUGGCGCCUGGCGUGCGCAUGGCCCUCAAGCUGCACCAGGACCAUUUCACGUCACCAGACGAGUACGAGGAUCCGGCUGUGCUGUACGAGGCCAUUGCAGGGCACGAGCAGCGCCUAGUGAUCUCGCAUGAGGGUGACCCGGCCUGGCGUGGUGCCAUCCUGGCCAACGCGCCCGCUUUGCUGGCCCUGCGCCACGUGCUGGACGAUGCUGCCGAUGAGUACAAGGUGGUGACCUUGCACCGCCGCCACCUCGGCUUCCGCGUCAUCAAGGUGAACCGGGAGUGCGUGCGGGGGCUGUGGGCCGGGCAGCAGCAGGAGCUGGUUUUCCUGCGCAACCGCAACCCGGAGCGCGGCAGCAUCCAGAACGCCAAGCAGGCGCUGCGCAACAUGGUGAACUCCUCGUGCGACCAGCCCGUGGGCUACCCCAUCUACGUCUCGCCCCUCACCACCUCCUACGCCGGCCCCCACGCCCAGCUGCGCCGCCUGGCCGGGCCCCCGCCCAGCCCCCGCGCCAUCGCCAACUGCCUGCUGCGCACCUGGCACCGGCUGCAAAAGGGCUGCGGCGCCGGGUGCAACAGCGGGGGCAACAUCGAGGACUCGGACUGCGGCGGGGGUUCGGGGGCUUCAAACCCCCACGACCCGCCCAGCACCACCGGCCAGCCCCAACCAGGCCCAGAGCCCAGCCCAGCUGCCGCAGCGCCAUCCUGGCCGGGGCGGGGGGCAGGGGAAAGUCGCCGCGAGGCCCCGCCCCGAGCGCCGGCCCCCCCACGCCUCCCAGGCAGCCAGGCGGGGAGUGCUGAGGGGGCAGGGAACGGGCGUAGUGCCCCCCCACGGCCCCCACCCGGGCCCCCCGGCCCUCCUGAUGGGCCCUGUGGCAAAUGGAGCCUGCCUGGGCGCCGCGGCCCUGGAGGAGGGGGCGACAGCAGCGACGGGGGGCCCCCCACGCCCCCCAGUGCCACAGCCCCCCCGGGCACCCCCAGCACCCGCACACAGCCUCCAGAGACCCCCCCAGGAUCCAGCACUGCAGCCAGAGCCCCGCCGGAGCCUGCGCCCCUCCCCCAGGACAGCCCAGCCGCCCAGCCCCUGCUCCAGCAUCAGUACUGAGGCUGGGGGGCCGCCCACUCCCACCCACACCCCGGGCUGGACCCGCCGUACCCCAUCCCCCCCAGGACUGAGCAAUACGGGGGGGCCCAUGGACAGCUGUGCUGGCCCUGGGCCAGGAGACCCCACAGAGGGGCAGGAGACCUUCCCCUCUUAUAUUCCCCUGGGGGCAGGAGACCCCCCCCUUCUGCCCUCCCCCCCGUUCUUUGCUUCUUUGGGGGGCAGAUUGGAAGGUAUUUCUUUUGUUUUUCCUUUCAGGUUUGGGGGGGAGCCCCAAUUUUGGGGUUUGGGGGGAUUUUGUUUUAUUAUUAUUAUUUUUUUUGGUUGGUAAGAAAAAAAAACUAUUAAAAAACUUAAGAAAAAAAGAAAGGCGGAGGAA
Messenger RNA from Alligator mississippiensis (American alligator), 6376 nucleotides. It is a transcript of the gene PCNX3, whose product is annotated as pecanex 3. Gene Ontology annotation, cellular component: membrane. NCBI's taxonomy places the organism in Eukaryota, Metazoa, Chordata, Crocodylia, Alligatoridae. The coding region runs from base 103 to 6000 and encodes 1965 amino acids. The record is from RefSeq and is a predicted model, not a curated record. The transcript is spliced from 35 exons.